Thyridium curvatum is the source of this 2466-nucleotide messenger RNA. RefSeq lists its product as uncharacterized. Gene Ontology annotation, cellular component: RZZ complex. The coding region runs from base 1 to 2466 and encodes 821 amino acids. Gene Ontology annotation, biological process: mitotic spindle assembly checkpoint signaling; endoplasmic reticulum to Golgi vesicle-mediated transport. NCBI's taxonomy places the organism in Eukaryota, Fungi, Ascomycota, Sordariomycetes, Thyridiales, Thyridiaceae. The transcript is spliced from 4 exons. The record is from RefSeq and is a predicted model, not a curated record.
AUGGUGGCGCAUGUAGAGCUAACCUUUUACCAGGAUCAAAUCCGAAGCAUCAAUGAAGAGAGCGCCGAAGACGUCAAUGCUUGGUUCAACAAUGCGAGGUCAAUACAGGACGACAUAGCUCGGUCCAAAAGGCUUGCCAACGACAUCGUCAAGCGCUCGGAAAACCCCGAUGUCUCCGGCAAGUCUGUAGAAGAAGCAGAAGAGAAGGCCGCAUUUAUUGUCAGGGAGUUGGACUAUAAUUACCAGAUUCAACAAGUCUUGAGGGGCCUGCGAACCGUGAACAAGACCCUUGACGAGGUAGAAGAAGCAUCGAGCCAGCGGCGCAUCCUUGACGCCCUUCACCUGCUGGAACGGUCAUGGACGGAACUCGACUCUAUAUCGGCUAGCAAGUCAUGCCGGGCCAUGAAAUUACUCGACAUCCGCGCCUUCGAACUCAAAUCAGACGUUCACGAAGUCUUUGAGCGGGUCUGGAAGGCUUUGGUACACGUCGACUUGGAACAGAAGACGUUGACGGUCACCCAGUCACGAGAUGGUGAGCCUAUGAGUCUACCCGAUGCCGUCAUUGGGCUGAAGGCCUACAAGGAGGUCGAUCAACGGAUGGCUCUGCUCUGGCAUGAUCUCGACACUGCCAUUAUUGGACCUAGGACUAAUCUGGCUGGGCCUCGGCUGCCGACCAUCCACGUCAACGACACGAUUUUGAAAGCCACCGGCGAGACGGAUAGAAGCAUAACGUCACUCUAUGCGGAUUUAGAGAAAAUAUUGACUUUCCUAUCCGCGAAACUACCAGAAGACCUUAUUCAAGCGCUCUCAGAAGUCAUGAUACCCCAAAUCGUCUCGAGAAUCACUGGUAUCUGGUUGAGUUCUGCAGUUCCGUCGACAUUGAAGGAUAUGGAGGAGUUCGAGGAUGUCCUUUCUGCGACGAGAAGGUUCUGUGAGACAUCCGCAAGGCUCAACUUCAAGGGUUUUGGUGAAUUAGAGGACUGGAUCGACAGCGCUCCCAAGGUAUGGCUGUCUAAAUGCAGGGAGACGGCCCUGGAUGCUGUCAGAGCUCGUCUGGCAAGAGGCCUGGGGCCAUCAACUGAGGUUGAGCGGGUCGAAACACAAAUGGUGUCACUCUCUGAGGGCAAAAAGCUGACAACGAAUGGGACUUCCGCGGCGGCAGCGAACAAUCAGGAUAACCAGGACUGGGAUGCCGCCUGGUCUGAUGAAGAGGACCAAGGCGUAGAAACCAAGACGUCUACUCAGCCAACCGAUUUGAACAAUCCCGAGGAGGUAGAAGACGACGGCGCUGAUGCCUGGGGUGCAUGGGGUGAUGAGAAUGAGCCAGCAGAUGACAAACCCGAAGAGGAAAGUAAAGCGCAGGAGCCCCUCUCCGAACCUCACGCGCAAGAGGAUGACGAUACUGGAGACGCAUGGGGCUGGGGAGACGAGGAGACGACGGAGGAGCCACAAGAAACAGCGACGGCACAACCCGACGUGUCUAGACAUCCUCCAAACGAGACUCGAGAGAUGACGCUCCGCGAAACGUAUCACAUAUCCUCACUACCAGAUCAGGUCUUGACACUGGUCUACGCUAUCCUGGAGGAUGGUGCGGCGUUGACCUCCGCUAGUCACGAGAGCUCGCCCGUCACAGCCGCUGCAGCAGGCCUGUUCAGCUUGCCUACUCUAGCUCUGGCUAUGUACCGAGCUAUAUCAGGGCAUUACUACUCUCCCAGUGACGGCGGAAACAUGUACUUAUACAACGACGCUAUGUAUCUGGCCGAGAGGCUAGGGGACUUCUCGUCAUCGUGGAAGAAGCGAGAAGACCUCAGCACCAGGGCGCAGAACAUGCUCCGACUAGACAAUGAGAUCAAGACGCUCCAGAACUUUGCGAAUCGCACGUACAGCAAAGAGAUGAAUAUUCGAAAGACCAUCAUCAGGGAUCAUCUAGCAGGUUCAUACAACCUCUUCCAGCAGGACGACUCAGACAUGGCCGCCGACGCGGCCAUUUCCCUCGUACGGUCUACAGCAACAGUCUGGGAAAACAUAUUGGCUAGAUCGGCCUGGUAUCAGGCUGUCGGCUCCCUCGUGGACGCCGUGUCUACCAAGAUCAUCGCCGAUGUCAUGGACAUGCCGGCGAUCGGACAGGACGAGGCUUACAAGAUUGCAAACCUCAUCGCCAAGGUCACCGAGCUGGACGAUCUCUUCCUGCCUAGCCACGGCUCGGGGGCCUCAGCUCACGCACCAGAGGAUGAAGUGCCCAUGACGGGUCAAUACGUGCCUACGUGGUUCCGCCUGAAGUUUCUGUCCGAGGUCCUGCAGUCCAACCUGCGCGACGUACGCUUCCUGUGGAUGGAGAGUGACCUAAGUCUCUACUUUACGCUCGACGAGGUGAUCGACCUCAUCAAUCUGAGUUUCGAGGACAAUGCCCGAACAAGGGAGGUCAUCAAGGAAAUUACGCAGCACCCACAGCCGAGACAAUGGUAG